This is a messenger RNA of Lacerta agilis (Sand lizard), 534 nucleotides long. Its product is annotated as fucolectin-1-like. The record is from RefSeq and is a predicted model, not a curated record. NCBI's taxonomy places the organism in Eukaryota, Metazoa, Chordata, Lepidosauria, Squamata, Lacertidae. Bases 1 to 534 code for a protein of 177 amino acids. The transcript has 3 exons.
AUGCUCAACUUCAGGACCCUGCUGCUGGCCCUGGCACUCCUGGAAGAGACAGGACAGUCCCAGAGCUACAAAUCAAGAUAUGCAGUAUUGAACUUGGCCAAAGGAAGACGAGCUUAUCAGUCCUCGACAUUUCCAUACGCGAUCCUUGGAUCGGCAGACAAAGCUGUGGAUGGGAUCUAUUCUGGGGACUUCCAACAGGGCUCCUGCGCCCACACUGAUAAUGACAAGAACCCCUGGUGGUUUGUGGAUUUGGAUUCCGAAUAUGCCAUCGCAGCUGUGUUGGUGAAAAACCGCGCCGACUGCUGCGGCGAAAGGCUCCUGGGAGCUGAGGUCCGUGUGGGGAACACCAUUUUUGACCACGGCAAAUUCAACACUCUGUGUGGGAUCGUCAAAGACAUCACACCGGGCUCCGUCAGUAGCUUCUACUGCCGCUGGCUCAGGGGCCGCUAUGUGAGCAUCCACCUUCCUCGCCAUGAUUAUCUGACACUGUGCGAAGUGGAUGUCUAUGGAGCUGUACCAAAGGAAAUGCGUUAG